GAAAAACACACACACACGCACACACACCACCCAAGCCGCGCUCCCCACUCCCACUUCAUUCUUUUUUUCUAUUCAAGAAGAAGGUGAAGCAUGCGCGCGCUCAGCCCUCCGCCGUGUCCGCGCGCUCGCUAACGGGAGCUCGUGCAGCGUUCAGCGUCUUUUUGAAAAGGAACUUCCUCCUGUCUAUCUUUCUCUCUCUCCUUCUCUCUCUCCUCCUCUCCCGCUCUCUCUCUCGCUCUCUUCAGGAGAUGAGAUGAUGGACAGUAGGAUGCUCGAGCACCCGCGCGCGCAGUACGGGAUGGCCGGUGUCGGUUUUCCGUACCACCUCAGCCACCAUCACCGCCAUGUCUACGACAUCACCGGACACCAGAUGCAGACUGUUGCUCCCUUUUCCAUAGACGGAUUAUUAAACGGCUCCUGCUCGGCCUCCGUAGUCAGCUCGAGCCCUCUGCUCGCGACCGGCUGUGCCGUUAAUGCGGACAAUCAAGCUUACAAACUCACCGACUCUGCAGAUCUGGAUAAAGAAAGUCCCGGCUGUAAACGGAGACGAACGCGGACCAACUUCACCGGCUGGCAGCUCGAGGAGCUCGAGAAAGCGUUUAACGAGAGCCAUUAUCCGGACGUCUUCAUGCGCGAGGCGCUCGCGCUGCGCCUGGACCUGGUGGAGUCACGUGUGCAGGUCUGGUUUCAGAACCGGAGAGCCAAGUGGAGGAAGAAGGAGAACACGAAGAAAGGUCCCGGUAGACCGGCGCACAACUCUCACCCGACCACGUGCAGCGGAGAGCCCAUGGACCCAGAGGAGAUCGCACGGCGUGAGCUUCAGCGGCUCGAGAAGAAGAAGCGCAAACAAGAGCGAAAGCUCCUCAAAUCCCAGAACAAGUUCUUGUCCUCUGAGCUGCUGCACACGCCGGGCUCGGACAGCGACGUGUCUCAGAGCACCGACAACGAAUCUACACAACGCAGCGUCCCCACGUCCAGCAUGCAUGGGCAACGACACGACCCCGACACUGACCCCGACCCCGACACACACACCCGGAACAUGGCCCUGUGUCCCAGUGCUGACUUCACAAGACCUUCCUCCUUACACAAGCUCAACCCUUUCAGUGUGGAGAGCUUGCUCGCUGACUCCAGUCCCAAACGGAAGCCGGCGCCAUUUUCUUCCGAUUUUCCUCAAUCGCCUGUCGUCGGUAAAGGUCACUUCCUGUUGUAUCCCAUCACGCAGCCUCUGGGUUUUAUUGUUCCCCAGAAAAACACUGACUCCACACACACGCUGACUGCAAACAACACACUCUGUACCGAGGCUAAAAGACCGAAAAAUGAGCAUCUCUCACCUGGAGCACAUGACACACACACACACACCUCACACUGCGAGCAGGAGGAAAAGUCGGACGCAGAAAGAAAAAGUGAGGAAGUGAAAGCUUGAGAAGAUUUCUUCCGACAGAAACGCGUUUCAGUUUUCAACAUUUUUAUAACCUAAACUCUCUGAACUCCUUUUUAAAUAACAAAUCCUCAACACGGAUAUCCUUCAUUCAUUCAGAGGGAUGGAUUAUUAUUAUUAUAAUUAUGAUUAUUAUGCUUUUUUUUGUUAUUAGCAUUGGAUAAAAAUAUGAGCUACACGCCUUUCCAGAACAACAGGAAUCCUCAGA
This is a messenger RNA of Hemibagrus wyckioides, 1646 nucleotides long. RefSeq names its product Unc4.1 homeobox (C. elegans) (gene uncx4.1). Gene Ontology annotation, biological process: regulation of DNA-templated transcription. The record is from RefSeq and is a predicted model, not a curated record. The transcript has 3 exons. Lineage: Eukaryota; Metazoa; Chordata; Actinopteri; Siluriformes; Bagridae. Gene Ontology annotation, molecular function: sequence-specific double-stranded DNA binding; DNA-binding transcription factor activity, RNA polymerase II-specific. Bases 254 to 1423 code for a protein of 389 amino acids.